AUGGACGAUCGCCGCGUGUUCGAGGACGUCCUGCGCUGUCAAGUCCUUGAAAGCAACACCCCGUCACCAAGAGUGUUGGGAUGUGCCGCUUCCACUGGUUUGGUGACGCGAAGGGACGUGAGCUCACCCGGCAACGCACGAGCUGCAGACGCUCUCCAAAGGCGACAUGAGCUACUCGGGGCUGGAAGCAGCGUCCUCAACCCUCUGUCAAGCGAAGCCAGUGGAAGAGGUGUUGCAGGUGGAGCCGCUCGACAGAAGGGAGCGAGGAGAAGACUCUCUGAGAUGCAAAGACGAAGUACGAAAGGCGCCAAAGAUGGGGAUAGAAAGUUAUGUUGUGGGUGCGUUGUUGAGGGGAAGGUGGAGAGGGAAGGCAGCGCUGUGGGACUUAAGUAUUUUGCUCGUCCCUGGUGGACCGUGCGGGCUGGGGGAGCGGCGAGGCCAACAGUAACCAGCGCCCUCACGAGAGGCAGGAGACCGCUGUACACAGGGCCGCGAGAGCAAUGCUCCCCUCGCUAUCAAGGACGGGGCCAACAAGAGGUAGUGAGUAACGCAAUCCAUUCUCAAGAGGCUGUAUGGAUGCACUGUGUCCUUCAUCGUCUACCGUAA
Molecule: messenger RNA, 606 nt
Organism: Westerdykella ornata
Lineage: Eukaryota; Fungi; Ascomycota; Dothideomycetes; Pleosporales; Sporormiaceae
Exons: 2
Coding region: 1-606 (201 amino acids)
Source: RefSeq, a predicted model, not a curated record